GGAACCGCCUAGUCUGGUGUGUUCUUAGUCAUCUGACUAUUUUAUGAAUGGCUUUUCAUGACUCAUUAAGGUUCUGUGGAAUGAGGUUGUAGCCUUAGGCACAGUGAGGUUAAGUCAUGGAUCUGGUUAUUUCCGUGUUCACGAACUACCAGGUGCACCAUUUGGUGCAUCUGUGAAGGACAGCACCGUUCUGGUAACUCCAAAAGCGCAGGGAGGAGGUUCGCUUCGCAUAGAAGAUUUAUGUGUCAAUGGAGAUCCUCUCGACAUUCCUGUGAAGAUCACCGACAUUCACUCACUUGUCAUCUAUGGACCGCAAUUUAUGGAAGUUGGAUCUGAAGCUGAGGUUUCCGUUGACGCGGUCGAUGAGGCUGGAAGCUCGUUCUCUCGAGACCAUGGUGCACUUUCCAACGCUGUUAUCCAGUCCGCUGAUCCUGCAGUACAUAUUACCAAGAUUUCUGGUUCACGUCAUCGUAUUAGAGCCCUUUCCGUGGGUGCGGUUUCAUUGACAGCAUCAGCGAAAUCAACUUCUGGAAAAAUUCUGAAUUCUCGUCCACAUACAAUUCAAGUAUUUUCGUCGUUCACACUUCAUCCUCAGAAGAUCACGCUUAUCCCAGAAAGUACUUUCCAAUUAGAAGUGAUUGGAGGCCCACAGCCUACCCCACAAAUCGAAUUUACUCUCAACAAUUCCAAAAUUGCCACAGUUGAACCGAAUGCACUAAUUACCUCUAAGAAGUUGGGGUAUACAUCAAUCACCGGUACUGUUAACGUCGGUGGGGAACACUCAUCACAGAAUACUGUGGUGCUCCACGUGGUCUCAUUGGCUGGAGUCCGAGCUGUGGCCAGCUCUCACAUGACUGAGAGGGGAGGGCGCAUUUGGGUUAGAGUAAAUGGUUUGGAUGAAGACGAGUCACCUUUCGCAUUUGGUGGAGCUUUAUAUCCAUUCAAGGUUAUCUGGACCGUGAGCCAUCCAGGAGUGUUACAAGCAAUUCAUCCGUUUGGUUCGUUUAUGUCAGAAACUGAUGAAAAUCACUUCGCUAUAUGGUUAGAAGGAGGAACUGCUGGCUCAGCUACUGUAAAAGUACGUGUGGAGCUUUCCCCAAAUGCUAAGGAACAUUUUAUUGGCUCAAAACGCGUGUUUGAAGACACAGUGGUGAUACGAGUGGAAGAACCGUUGUCAUUGAAACAACCAAACUUACCAGUGCCUGUCGUUAGAUUAGCCCAGAACAGCGACUUGCAGCUUGAGACGACCUGAUUUGUGGAUUUAGGCCCCAAUCUGCUGUGGAAUAUUCUGUUCCUCCUGAGUAUGCUAAUCGUCUGUCCAUCACCAAAUCAGGUCUUGCUCGCGCGAAAACUGGCGUUGGACAUGCAGCCGUAA
Messenger RNA from Strongylus vulgaris, 1375 nucleotides. Lineage: Eukaryota; Metazoa; Nematoda; Chromadorea; Rhabditida; Strongylidae. The record is from the annotation of a GenBank genome assembly.